AUGGCUAGAAAACACGAGCACUUUGGACUAAGUUAUCUAGAAGAACUAAAUAUGAUUAAGGAGCGUGAGAUUAUAUGCAAAGAAUCUCGGCAGGAUUUUCUUAAAUUCAAACAAGCAGUAGCUACUGCUCAUACAAAUAUGAGCACUCAGCCCUUCCUGGAAGAUUUAACACCAGAUCAGUCACAUCAGUUAGAGCAGUAUCAUCUUCAGAGGUCAGAGAGUCCACAUAAGCCUAUCACUAAUAUAAAUAAAAAUGUUCCUAAUGAAUUAAUUGGCAGUUCUGAAAUUCACAGAAAAGUAAGGAUCUCUCCUGAAGUAAGAGACAUGAAAAAACAAACUCAUGAUCUCAGCACGAUGACUCAAAGAAAUAAAUCUUCUGUAAAAGAGGACAGUGCUGACAAAAAUCAGAAAAGUUACUCUGAAAAAAUAAAUAUGGAAAAUAGUAGUUGUAGUCAUGAAAGUACAAGUGUAAAGAUGCCAGUAAUAGCAUCUUUAGCAGGGACCACUAAAAAAAUCACUAUGUUAAAACAACCAGCACCACCUCUGAAGCCUAAAUAUCGCAAACUUAUUCUUCGUCCAAGACUAGUAACUUAUAACACCCCCAUUCUGUUACAGAAAGUCAAAGAUACUAGAAAAGUGCAGAGUAGAGCCCAUUCUCUAAAGAUAAACAUUCAGACUGUAAAAACAAAUAGAACCAAAGAAGCUAGCAAUGACAGUAAAGAAAGUGAUGAAUCUAGUUCUACAGAUUCUGAUUCAAGUGAAAAGGCUUCUAAAAAGAAAAAAGUUAUUAGGAAAAAAGAUAAGAAAGUAGGCAGAGAACUUUCAAAAGCAAGUCAACAAGAUUCAGUUGUUGAGCCGGGAAGAGUACUGAGUAAAAGAAGCAGUGUCUCCUGCAGCCAUCCAAGUGUGAGGUCUGCUUCAGAGCAGUUGGAAGAGGCUAGAGACAUAACUAGACCAGACACUUCAAAAAUAUACGAGGAGAACUUCCAGCAGAGCAAACCAGAAGAGCUUACUUCCACACCAAAGUUGCCUGUGAGAGUGGUUGCAAGGUCUAUUGAUGAAAUAAUUGCUUCUCUGCAGUCUACUUUUCAGUCUCCCUCAGACCAGAUGAUCAAAGAACUCCUGGAGAGUGUUCUUGGCCGGAACUACAGCAUAAAAAUGGAAGACAUUACACUACUCUUGUCUUCCCUGCUGGCUACUCUGCCCCUUACAGGCAUGGCAGAGCAGCCAAGAAAGCACCAGGUCAAAUCCAAGUGGUCAUCUAUAUAUGAGGCAGCCUUCUCAGGCUUGGAAGAUAUGUUUAGGAAUGAAUGGAACGAGCCUGAUAAGGGCAACCACAUUAACAAGAGUGACCUCAGGCUAUAUAAUAUUCAAGAACCAAAGGACUCUAUUGCAGACACACUGAAGGUGGAUGCCGCUGAAGCAUCCUUUGCCAGGGAUAUGACCAAAGAAUCACUUAGUGGAACAACUCCUUUUCAGGCACCAGGAACUUCACAUCCACUUUCAGAGGAUAUGCCUAAUUCUGUAGAAACUGAGGAAUAUAAAUUAAAGUUCUCUUCUUCAGACAUUUCACCCUUAUAUGAACCAGUUUUUCCAGUGCCUAAAAUUUCAGAGGAUGAAGAGAGAAAACAAGAAUCACAGACAACUGUAACAUUGCCUUUAGAGGCUGUAUCCUCAGACAUACUACAGGUGAAAGGAGAAGCAAUCAUAAAGGCUAAACCAUUUGAAGUUCAGCAAAAGCUAUCAGAAGAAGAUCUCCAGCAACAGCAAUCACUGUCUUCGCUGUCCACAUGGACUCCAGAGAUCAAAGGUCAACAUUAUCCAGUUAUUCAUCACCUGUGUACUGCUUCUCCUAGUUAUGCAUUGCCUGCUGAUCUACAGCUGGCUUCAAGAGUAUAUCAUACUUUCGACAGAAAAGGGCAUUAUUUUUUAUUUACAGCAGAGGAUCUGGACCACCAGGAGGAAGCAUCACUCUGCUCAGAAAAUAUUACUUUUGAAGAACAAAUAGAAAGAAAUAGAAUUUGUUGUUAUGGAGUUCCUGUUUCAGAACUAUACCAGGAUAAUCAGAAAGAUGGAAUUAAUAUUUUGCCUCCUCAUACAUCAAAAAGUCUAACAGAAUGGCAAAAAGUAGCUGCCUAUUAUGUUGAAAAGCCACGACUGGAACUGUUAGGAGAGAAAGUUUCUGUUUAUCCGGGAACUCUAAAAAUGUUUUGGGCUCCAGCUCCACCAAAAUUUUCUGCUCCACUAUCUUUCAUGAAGGAAACCUUAUUUCCUACGUAUGAGAGCAAUGUUAUUGAGGGUGUUGUAACUGAAGACUUUUCUGCUGACCUUCAAGAUGAAGAAGACUCAGAGUCUGAGGAUGAUCUUGACAUCUACAGUUAUAUGGUGAUAAGUUUUAUUAAAAGAUCAGUCUCUGCACCAGAUAUGUCUGCCUUCAAAGACAAAACAGUGUUAAAGAUUUCUGCUAAUUUCAAAACCAGCGUGAAAGAGUUGAAGGUUAUGAAGGAAAAGAUAUCUGAGCCAGAGGUUGAGACAGAGAUUGAGAAAAGCUCCCCUACUAUGCACCUAUUGACUAAAAGCUGUGAUGAGCCUUUACCAACACUGGUAGACAUACCAAUGGAAAGAACACCUAUUUUGACCGGACAAGAGGAUAGUGAUGAUGACAUAGUUCUUGCUGAGAGAGCUCGAAAAGCUGGGAUUAAGUACAUUAUUUUCCCGAAAAAAAAGAAAACAAAGAAAUCAAAGAAAAUGAUAGACCGUGGAAAAUUAGAAGCUAUGGCUGAGGGAUUAAAACAACCCUCGAAGAUUCUUAAAAGCUCUGUAUCCCUUGGAAGACUGCAUAUACAGAAUAAAUUCAGUAUCAGAGUAUCUCCGGCAGUCCAACAUUAUCGAAGUCCAAGUCUCCCUUGUUUGUUAGAUUUUGAGAAGUUUGCAAAAAGUAAAGGUGGAAUUCCAAAAGACCUUGAUGAUCGUGAGUGGGUCAGAGGAAUCUGGAAUAGCUGGUUCGAUGAGGCUUUCCCUCCUAGUAGGGCUUCUACUGAGGAAAAAGAUGCUAAAGUACUAACAGACACUAAGAAGGUGGACUCUGCAGAACAAGGAAAACCUGAUCUAGAAAUAGAUCUAAUGGACUCAGCGAAUCCUGUUUUGGUAGAAGAUCUUGCUGAUAUUGAAGAUUUGGAAACAGAAAUCAAUAGACUAACACUGUUGAUUGAAAAUGAAGGAAAUUCCUCAGCGUUUCACUAUUGUAGACGUGGAGCAAUAAACAGGAAAUUAGGCAAGUUAAAGUCAGCCAUGGAUGAUUUGGAAAAAGCCAUAAGCUUAGAACCACUUCUACUUAAUGCUUAUUGGCACAGGCAUUUGAUUUACCUCUUUCAAGAAAAAAAUCAAGCUGCCUUGGAUGACCUGAAUGUUAUAAUUAAAUGGAACAAAAAUAAUGCGGAUGCAUAUCUGUCAAAGGCUGAAAUUUACAGAAAUCAAGGCAAUAAUGCAUUGGCAAUCAUAAAUUGCACUUUAGCAGUGAAAUGCAACCCUACAGAUGAUGACAUUUAUUUCAGGAGAGCUGAGUUGUUGGAAGAGGAAGAGGAUUUAUUAUUGGCAAUGGAUGAUUAUGCCAAAUGUUUUCAGUAUAAUCCAAAAAGAACAGAUGCACUUAUGAAACAUGGAAUACAUUUCUUUGAGAAAUCAAUUUGGACUAUAGCUCUUCAAGAUUUUACAGCUGUGAUUAAGGAAGAUCCCAGCAAUGUUCAAGCAAGGAUAUAUCGAGGAAGAACAUAUGCUAAACGACAGCAGUAUAAAAAUGCAACCGAAGACUUUUCUGCUGCAGUUCAUCUAGAUCCUUCUAAUUGGUUAGCAUUCUAUUGCAGAGGUUGCAUAUUGCGAAAGAUUGAUCCAAAGAAAGCUCUGCAGGACUUCAGUGUUUCUGUGCUCCUCAAUGACUCUUUUGAAAAUCUCAGUUCUUUCAUUCACCGUGGGAUCUUAUACUCAGAACAAUGUCAAUGGUCACUAGCGAUCUGUGACUUUGAAAAUGCACUGGCUCUGGACAGGGGUAUUGCCUUGGCUUACAUAAAUAUUGGCUUGAUAUUACUGUUACAUCUGGAUCAUUACUAUGAAGCUAUUCGACAGUUCUCUAAAGCCAUUGAAGUUGAUCCCACAAACAUUAGAGUUUAUAUUUGUAGAGCUCAAGCAUAUCAUCAGGUGCACAAUUUACAGCGUGCAUUAAGAGAUAUAAAUCGAGCCAUUCAUCUUUAUCCAACUGAAUCCUAUUUAUGCAUAAUAAGGGGACAAUAUUUAAUUGAGAUGAAGGAAUAUAAACUUGCAAGCUUCUGUAUUCUUCAAGUAGCAGAAAUGGGCGACGUAUCCUUUAAAACCUCUCCUGUUCAGCAAGCGCUCGUUCGGUCAUUUUGUCAAAAUCACAGUAAAGCUAUAGAGUGCUUACUUGAGGUUAUUGCAAAUCAGCCUGCGCCUUCCAUGUUUGUUCUGCUAGGAAAAAUACAAAUGAAAGCCAAGAAAACCAAGGAUGCUGUGGAAAGUUUUCAACAAGCAUUAAAGAUACUGACUUCUUCAGCAAAAAUCUUGCCUAAUACAUUUGAGGCUGCAGAAAUUUAUUAUUUCUUGGGCCUGUGCUAUAUGGAGCAAGUCAGUUUAUUACAGGCCUACGAAGCUUUUACUCUUGCUGUCAAGGUAUACUCAAAUUAUUCUGAUGCUUUUUAUCAGCGAGGGCUGUGCAGAAUGCAACUCAACCAAGCUAAGUGCAUCCAAGAUUUCAAUCGAGCGCUUGCCAUUAAUCCAAAACAUUUUCAGGCAUAUUUAAGUCGUGCUGCUUACUAUGGUAGCAAGGGAAGAUACUCCAAGGCCAUUCUGAAUUGUAAUGAGGCUAUCAAAAUUCAUCCUGACAGUGUGAGAGCCUAUCUCUACAGAGGAACUUUGAAAUAUCAUAAUAAGACAUACAAAAAUGCCAUUGAAGACUUAACCAAAACUAUUGACUUGGACAAAAUCUGCAUUUUGGCAUAUUACAACAGAGCAAUCUGUUAUCACCAAAUAAAGGACUUUAGAAAGGCUUUGAAAGACUAUGGAAUUCUUCUUCUUCUUGAAUCGAGUAAGGAAAUUGUCUUGACAGUGUUAAUUAACCGUGCACUACUCUAUGUGGAACUGGAAGACUAUUCUAAUGCAUUAGAGGACUUUAAAGAGGCUUCAUUGCGUAAUCCAAGAAAUAGUGAGAUCUAUCAAGCUAUUGGAAUCUGCUACCACAGACUUGAGCAGUAUGAAGAAGCUGUGAAUUCAUUUACCCAAGUGCUUAAACUAGAUCCCUUUUCUCUGGAUGCCUAUGUUGCAAGAGGAAAUUCAUACAUGGAAUAUGGUCAUGAAGUUGGCAACACCCACGCACAGAAAGACUUCCUGAAAGCACUGCAUCUUAACCCAAAGUGUGUGAAAGCCAGAAUUUGCUUAGGAUACAAUUUACAGGCCUUUGGAAAGUUUCAGAAAGCUUGGAAUCAAUUUACAGUUGCCAUUGACAUUGAUCCAAAAUGCCAUAUUGCCUAUGACGGACGAGCUGUGAUCUGUCUUCAGAUGGGUGAUACUUUUGCUGCAUUUCAAGAUACAAAUGCAGCACUAAAGCUCACUACCACUGCUCAGCUGCUUACAAACCGGGGUGUCAUUAACCAGUUUAUGGGUUACUUAAACUGUGCUAUGAAAGAUUAUCAGCAAGCAAUUUCCAUCAACCCUGGCUAUGCUUUAGCCUAUUUCAAUGCAGCAAAUAUCUACUUUCAUCACAGGCAAUUUUCACAGGCCAAUUCCUACUAUUCCAAGGCAUUACAGCUUGACCCACGAAAUGAAUCUGCAGUCCUGAAUCGAGCUAUUACAAAUACAUUAUUACAAAAUAUCGAAGAAGCAAAAGAAGAUUUUGAGAAGGCAAUUUGUCUCUGCCCUUUCUCUGCAGCAGUGUACUUCAACAGGGCAAACCUCUAUAGAACAUUAAAGCAAUAUGAGCUAGCUGAGGAGGAUAUUUCAACAGCAUUGUCAAUUCAACCUAAUGACGCUUUGAUGUAUAAACUUAGAGCUGAUGUUCGUGGUAAAAUGGGAUUCAGUGAAGAAGCCAUUGCUGAUUACAAGCAAGCAAUCAGCAUUCAAGAAAUGAUCAAUGCAAUGUGA
Emys orbicularis (European pond turtle) is the source of this 6147-nucleotide messenger RNA. RefSeq names its product tetratricopeptide repeat domain 6 (gene TTC6). The transcript has 32 exons. NCBI's taxonomy places the organism in Eukaryota, Metazoa, Chordata, Testudines, Emydidae. Gene Ontology annotation, molecular function: protein binding. The record is from RefSeq and is a predicted model, not a curated record. Bases 1 to 6147 code for a protein of 2048 amino acids.